AUGUCGACGCGAUGGGCUGCCUUGUCUCUCUACCGUCGGUCGCUGAAGCUGGCGCUAGACUGGGCUGUUCAUCGACAUUUGUGGCGUGGCCAGGCUCUCUAUAUUCGCUCACUAUUCGAGGCCAAUCGCAAUGUCACUGAUCCUAGGCAUCAAAGGGCUCUGUUGACGGAGACCGAGAAGCUGCUAGAGAGCUGGAAACACCCGGACCCUUACACUCCCCCGACAGCUCCUGGGGGUUCGAAGUACGAGCGAAACCUCCCAUCGCCUGUUCUCGACCCCCCUCCACACCCUGUUAACCGACAUUAA
Messenger RNA from Fusarium venenatum, 306 nucleotides. Its product is annotated as NADH dehydrogenase 1 beta subcomplex subunit 9. The record is from RefSeq and is a predicted model, not a curated record. Lineage: Eukaryota; Fungi; Ascomycota; Sordariomycetes; Hypocreales; Nectriaceae. Gene Ontology annotation, biological process: mitochondrial electron transport, NADH to ubiquinone.